CCCGCCCAUGACUGCCGAUCUCCUCCUUUUCCAGGAAGUAAAAAACGCGUCAAAUAAGGAGGAACAAGGGGAAACGCGUCCUCCUCACAUCAGUCCCCUUCCCUCAUUAAUGCGUUAAUCACAUUAAUGUUUUAGAUGGUCGUGUGACGCAGCUGUAUGAUGUCCAUUAGAGCGCGAAACAGAGAGAUCUGCGCGGACUGUAGCGCGCACGAUGCUCGUUGGGCCUCGAUCAAUCGCGGAGUUCUGAUCUGUGACGAAUGCUGCAGUAUUCACCGAGGUCUGGGCCGCCACAGUUCUCAGGUCCGGCACUUGACCCAAACUCUGUGGCCCCCCUCACAUCUCCAGAUGGUGAAGUCCCUGUACAAUAAUGGAGCGAAUUCAAUUUGGGAACACAGUCUUCUGGAUCCAUCUUCCAUCAUGAGUGGAAAACGUAAAGCCAAUCCUCAGGACAGAGUCCAUCCCAACAAAACAGAUUUCAUAAAGGCUAAAUAUCAAAUGCUGGCAUUUGUUCAUCGAAUGCCGUGUCGUGAAGAUGAUAGCGUUACAGCCAUAGACCUCAGCAAGCAACUACACUCUAGCGUUCGAACCGGCAAUUUGGAAACGUGUCUGAGGCUGUUGUCGUUGGGAGCACAGGCUAACUUUUUCCAUCCAGAGAAAGGAAAUACUCCAUUACAUGUGGCCGCUAAAGCAGGCCAGCCGCUACAGGCAGAGCUACUCACUGUGUAUGGAGCAGAUCCCGGAGCACCAGACAGUUCUGGGAAUACUCCUAUUGACUUUGCCAGGCAGGCAGGACACCAGGAACUUGCAGACAGACUGGUGGAGAUCCAGUAUGAGCUGACAGAUAGACUUGCGUUCUAUCUGUGUGGAAGAAAGCCAGAUCAUAAAAAUGGUCAACACUUUAUAAUUCCUCAGAUAGCAGACAGAAAUGACAGUCUUGACUUGUCAGAAUUGGCCAAAGCAGCAAAGAAGAAGCUUCAAUCACUCAGUAAUCAUCAGUUUGAAGAACUAGCUAUGGAUGUUUAUGAUGAAGUUGACAGAAGAGAAACAGAUGCAGUCUGGCUUGCGACUCAGAACCACAGCACCUUGGUAACUGACACCACGGUGGUACCUUUCCUCCCUGUCAACCCUGAAUAUUCUUCCACUAGGAAUCAGGGACGUCAGAAGCUUGCAAGGUUUAAUGCACAUGAGUUUGCAAUGCUGGUUGUUGAUAUUUUAACUGAUGCCAAGCGCCGUCAACAAGGAAAUACUCCUGAUAAUUUCAAAGAUAAUGUAGAGUUAAUUCUGAAGGACAUUGGGAACCGUCAUGGCAGUGAAAGUUCUGAGAUGGAUCAGCCUGAUUAUGACAGUGUGGCAUCCGAUGAGGAUACUGAGCAAGAACUAACAUCUGGAAAAGAUGAGCGGACCAAGAGCUCAGAGUCCUCAGACUUGUCGGACAGCCCCAUCACUGUGCAGGAGUUCAUGGAAGUGAAAAGUGCCCUCACCACCUCUGAAGCAAAGAUCCAGCAGCUCCUCAAGGUCAACUGCCAUCUUAGUGAGGAGUUGAGACUCAUGCAGAGCAAGUUGAACUCCCUCCAGAAUGAGAACAGCACUCUGAAAUGGCAUACACCUAACAGUUUGGCAAGGCCGCAGGACCUCCCGCACAGGGCACCUCCACGUGGCUGUAGGGCCAUGUCGAUGUAUGAGACUGGCUCGGGUCUGAGGCAGUACCUCCCUAGAGGAGAGACCAUCUGCCCUGACACAACCUUGACUCUUCAACCACUGCCAUCAAAUAUUGGGAAGGGUCCCCCGGUGACUGCCUUCUCCUCCCUUCCCACGUUCCCCUCAACUCUGUCCUGGUCCUGGGAUGAGAUAACCCAAAGGGGAUCCACAUUAAACGCCCAGAGCAGCAUGCCAGAAAGUGACUAUGAUAAUGCACUGAACCACAUUGAGAUGGACGAGUCUGGGUCAAUGCAGAGUAAUUUCUCCAGGACGAGCGUCUGGCCUGGCGAUGGUACAGUGCUGCAGUCAGAAAACCCAUCUGAGGGCGAGUGUGACUCGUCUCUUCCGUGCACAGAGGACGUCAUCAGCAAAACGGAGCUGAUCACUAAGAACAUCCAGGAAUUACUCAGAGCUGCGCAAGAGAAUAAACAUGAGAGCUUCGUUACGUGUUCAGAGAGAAUUCUCGUAGCAGUGACAGAAAUGGCUACGUUAUUCCCCAAGAGGCCAUCCUCUGAGACUGUUCGUGGGUCCUUGCGCCUCUUGACCUCCAGUGCCAGCCGUCUGCAGGGCGAAUGUCAAAAAGCCACAUCACACGACUCCCAGCAGGUUAUUCAGUGUGCCUACGACAUUGCCAAGGCGGCUAAACAGCUAGUUACUGUGACUACCAAAGACAGUAACUGAGUUACAGUACAAGUGAGCGCCUUUACUCUUUAAUGUUUCACCAUGUAUUUUUAUUUGCUAUUAUAUUGUCCAGUAUUAUUGAUGAUCAACACAGCACAAUUUGGUUUGUAUUUCUGCAAAUAAUGAAUUGCUUUUGAAGUGUAUGCAUACGUACACUAACAUAACUUUUGGGGCACUAAGUCUUGAUGAUCAACGCCCUGUAUUUUUUUUAUUUUUUUGUCGUAGCUUUAUGGUACCAUUUUUAAAUGUAAACUAAUAUUUGUUUUGCUUCCUAUGGUGCUAAUUAACUAAUUUGUUAUGUCUGUAUUGCUCCUGUUUUUUGGAUAAACAGAAUAAGGCCUUUACUCAUUUAAUACCUGCACAUUUCAAAUAUACCACAAAGUUUAAGUGAGACUAAA
Messenger RNA from Sinocyclocheilus grahami, 2777 nucleotides. Its product is annotated as ARF GTPase-activating protein GIT2-like. Gene Ontology annotation, molecular function: GTPase activator activity; small GTPase binding. The coding region runs from base 157 to 2379 and encodes 740 amino acids. The transcript has 21 exons. Gene Ontology annotation, biological process: brain development; synaptic vesicle recycling; regulation of G protein-coupled receptor signaling pathway. The record is from RefSeq and is a predicted model, not a curated record. Gene Ontology annotation, cellular component: synapse. NCBI's taxonomy places the organism in Eukaryota, Metazoa, Chordata, Actinopteri, Cypriniformes, Cyprinidae.